AUGCCAGGUCAGGAUACGUCAUCAUCUAGCUUGUUGAAAUACUUUGAUAUCCUUCGGCUUCUGGGGAAAUACUUGAAUGCAAUUGCAAAGCUGGUUGCAGAGAUGAGAGCCCUGCGAACAAAGAAACGAAGCAACAUGGGACGCAAGUGCAGGUUAGCUACGUUGGCCCAGCUGUACCGUAUGAAGCAGGAGGAUGAAAUGCGAUUGGAGCAGACAGUGAGUACAAAUUCAGAAAACGAGCCCCCGAAAAUAGCAUUCCCGCAAGAGAGGAAGCCGGAGCAAAAUGGAUGGAUGGAUGUGUGUGUUUCGGAUUUGCUGCAAGAGGAAAAUUCGGAUGUAAAUGAAGCGACUUCACUGGAUGAUUUGGAUAGCAGUGAGCGUGGCCAGCUUUUGGCCGAGAACGAGCGGUUGUAUUCGAAAUCACUGCAAGUGGACAACGACAUCCAAAAACUGGAAAGCCAAAUGACCGAACUGCAUCGUUUGCAGGAAACGUUUGCCGAAAAGGUGACAGAACAGGACAAAGAUAUAUGUUUUGUGAACGAAACCACCAUUUUAACUGCCGAAAAUAUUCGGGUUGGAAACGAGCAGAUCCGGUUAGCAAUCCAGAAUAUGGCGUCCAGGCGUGUGAUUUUCUUGUUUUGUAUUAUUGUCCUAACAUUCACCUUACUUUUUCUGGACUGGUAUAAUCCGUAA
This is a messenger RNA of Gongylonema pulchrum, 693 nucleotides long. NCBI's taxonomy places the organism in Eukaryota, Metazoa, Nematoda, Chromadorea, Rhabditida, Gongylonematidae. The record is from the annotation of a GenBank genome assembly.